AUGUCACAGAAGAAGUACAACAGCGGGACAUGGCACAAGAUCACACUGCAGAGGAACAAGCGCACAGCCUACCUGUCCAUCAUUGCCGCCGACCAAUCGUCAGAAAAGGAGACACUGGAGGCGGAGUCUCCUGGAACCGCCUCCGAUCUGAACCGCAACGACCUCGACCCCAUCUACAUUGGAGGACUUCCUGCUUCUCGACCAAUAAGUGUGUGUGUUUGUCGUGUCCUCUUGUCCCUGUGUGGUGCAGUGUGUGUGGUUGUUGUGUCCUCUUGUCCCUGUGUGGUACAGUGUGUGCGUUUGCCGUGUCCUCUGGUCCCUGUGUGGUGCAGUGUGUGUGUUUGUCGUGUCCUCUUGUCCCUGUGUGGUGCAGUGUGUGUGGUUGUUGUGUCCUCUUGUCCCUGUGUGGUGCAGUGUGUGUGUUUGUCGUGUCCUCUUGUCCCUGUGUGGUGCAGUGUGUGUGGUUGUCGUGUCCUCUUGUCCCUGUGUGGUGCAGUGUGUGUGGUUGUCGUGUCCUCUUGUCCCUGUGUGGUGCAGUGUGUGUGUUUGUCGUGUCCUCUUGUCCCUGUGUGGUGCAGUGUGUGUGGUUGUUGUGUCCUCUUGUCCCUGUGUGGUGCAGUGUGUGUGGUUGUCGUGUCCUCUUGUCCCUGUGUGGUGCAGUGUGUGUGGUUGCCGUGUCCUCUUGUCCCUGUGUGGUGCAGUGUGUGUGGUUGUUGUGUCCUCUGGUCCCUGUGUGGUGCAGUGUGUGUGGUUGUUGUGUCCUCUGGUCCCUGUGUGGUGCAGUGUGUGUGGUUGUCGUGUCCUCUUGUCCCUGUGUGGUGCAGUGUGUGUGGUUGUCGUGUCCUCUUGUCCCUGUGUGGUGCAGUGUGUGUGGUUGUUGUGUCCUCUUGUCCCUGUGUGGUGCAGUGUGUGUGGUUGUCGUGUCCUCUUGUCCCUGUGUGGUGCAGUGUGUGUGGUUGCCGUGUCCUCUUGUCCCUGUGUGGUGCAGUGUGUGUGGUUGUUGUGUCCUCUGGUCCCUGUGUGUGCGUGUGUGUGGUUGUUGUUCCUCUGGUCCCUGUGUGGUGCAGUGUGUGUGGUUGUCGUGUCCUCUUGUCCCUGUGUGGUGCAGUGUGUGUGGUUGUCGUGUCCUCUUGUCCCUGUGUGGUGCAGUGUGUGCGUUUGCCGUGUCCUCUGGUCCCUGUGUGGUGCAGUGUGUGUGGUUGUUGUGUCCUCUUGUCCCUGUGUGGUGCAGAGUGUGUGGUUUUUGUGUCCUCUGGUCCCUGUGUGGUGCAGUGUGUGUGGUUGUUGUGUCCUCUUGUCCCUGUGUGGUGCAGUGUGUGUGGUUGUCGUGUCCUCUUGUCCCUGUGUGGUGCAGUGUGUGUGGUUGUUGUGUCCUCUUGUCCCUGUGUGGUGCAGUGUGUGUGGUUGUUGUGUCCUCUGGUCCCUGUGUGGUGCAGUGUGUGUGGUUGUCGUGUCCUCUUGUCCCUGUGUGGUGCAGUGUGUGUGGUUGCCGUGUCCUCUGGUCCCUGUGUGGUGCAGUGUGUGUCGUUGUUGUGUCCUCUUGUCCCUGUGUGGUGCAGUGUGUGUGGUUGUUGUGUCCUCUUGUCCCUGUGUGGUGCAGUGUGUGUGGUUGUCGUGUCCUCUUGUCCCUGUGUGGUGCAGUGUGUAUGGUUGUUGUGUCCUCUUGUCCCUGUGUGGUGCCGUGUGUGUGGUUGUUGUGUCCUCUUGUCCCUGUGUGGUGCAGUGUGUGUGGUUGUUGUGUCCUCUGGUCCCUGUGUGGUGCAGUGUGUGUGGUUGUUGUGUCCUCUUGUCCCUGUGUGGUGCAGUGUGUGUGGUUGUCGUGUCCUCUGGUCCCUGUGUAGUGCAGUGUGUGUGGUUGUCGUGUCCUCUUGUCCCUGUGUGGUGCAGUGUGUGUGGUUGUCGUGUCCUCUUGUCCCUGUGUGGUGCAGUGUGUGUGGUUGUUGUGUCCUCUUGUCCCUGUGUGGUGCAGUGUGUGUGGUUGUUGUGUCCUCUUGUCCCUGUGUGGUGCAGAGUGUGUGGUUGUUGUGUCCUCUGGUCCCUGUGUGGUGCAGUGUGUGUGUUUGUCGUGUCCUCUUGUCCCUGUGUGGUGCAGUGUGUGUGGUUGUCGUGUCCUCUUGUCCCUGUGUGGUGCAGUGUGUGUGGUUGUUGUGUCCUCUGGUCCCUGUGUGGUGCAGUGUGUGUGGUUGUUGUGUCCUCUGGUCCCUGUGUGGUGCAGUGUGCGUGGUUGUUGUGUCCUCUUGUCCCUGUGUGGUACAGUGUGUGUGGUUGUUGUGUCCUCUUGUCCCUGUGUGGUGCAGUGUGUGUGGUUGUUGUGUCCUCUGGUCCCUGUGUGGUGAAGUGUGUGUGGUUGUUGUGUCCUCUUGUCCCUGUGUGGUGCAGUGUCUGUGGUUGUCGUGUCCUCUUGUCCCUGUGUGGUGCAGUGUGUGUGGUUGUCGUGUCCUCUUGUCCCUGUGUGGUGCAGUGUGUGUGGUUGUUGUGUCCUCUUGUCCCUGUGUGGUGCAGUGUGUGUGGUUGCCGUGUCCUCUUGUCCCUGUGUGGUGCAGUGUGAGUGGUUGUUGUGUCCUCUUGUCCCUGUGUGGUGCAGUGUGUGUGGUUGUUGUGUCCUCUGGUCCCUGUGUGGUGCAGUGUGUGUGGUUGUUGUGUCCUCUUGUCCCUGUGUGGUGCAGUGUGUGUGGUUGUCGUGUCCUCUUGUCCCUGUGUGGUGCAGUGUGUGUGGUUGUCGUGUCCUCUUGUCCCUGUGUGGUGCAGUGUGUGUGGUUGUUGUGUCCUCUGGUCCCUGUGUGGUGCAGUGUGUGCGUUGCCGCGUCCUCUGGUCCCUGUGUGGUGCAGUGUGUGUGGUUGUUGUGUCCUCUGGUCCCUGUGUGGUGCAGUGUGUGUGGUUGUCGUGUCCUCUUGUCCCUGUGUGGUGCAGUGUGUGUGGUUGCCGUGUCCUCUUGUCCCUGUGUGGUGCAGUGUGUGUGGUUGUUGUGUCCUCUUGUCCCUGUGUGGUGCAGUGUGUGUGGUUGUCGUGUCUUCUUGUCCCUGUGUGGUACAGUGUGUGUGGUUGUUGUGUCCUCUGGUCCCUGUGUGGUGCAGUGUGUGUGGUUGUCGUGUCCUCUUGUCCCUGUGUGGUACAGUGUGUGUGGUUGUCGUGUCUUCUUGUCCUGUGUGCUGUGUGUGCAGUGUGUGUGGUUGUUGUGUCCUCUGGUCCCUGUGUGGUGCAGUGUGUGUGGUUGCCGUGUCCUCUUGUCCCUGUGUGGUGCAGUGUGUGUGGUUGUUGUGUCCUCUGGUCCCUGUGUGGUGCAGUGUGUGUGGUUGUCGUGUCCUCUUGUCCCUGUGUGGUACAGUGUGUGCGUUUGCCGUGUCCUCUUGUCCCUGUGUGGUGCAGUGUGUGUGGUUGUCGUGUCCUCUUGUCCCUGUGUGGUACAGUGUGUGCGUUUGCCGUGUCCUCUGGUCCCUGUGUGGUGCAGUGUGUGUGGUUGUCGUGUCCUCUUGUCCCUGUGUGGUACAGUGUGUGCGUUUGCCGUGUCCUCUGGUCCCUGUGUGGUGCAGUGUGUGUGGCUGUCAUGUCUUCUUGUCCUUGUGUGGUGCAGACGGCAGGUUGUGUUGCGCUCGUACGUGGGAUGCAUCAAGAACGUGGAAAUCGCUCGCACCAACUUCGAUCUGCUCCAGGACGGAUUCGGGAUCAGGAAGGGCUGCACUCUGGAGGCGGUCCGGAGUCUGUCCUUGUUUGGACCCGGCUUCGUGGAGCUGACCCCUCGUCCCUUCGCUCAGGAGACAGACAUCCUGAUGACCUUCUCGUCCAGGAACCAGUCCGGCCUCCUGCUGACCGCGCUCAGCCACGACAAACAGCACUUCCUGUCCGUCCAGCUCAUGUCGAGCACUCUGGAGGCGGAGCUAGGCAAAGUGGGCGUGGCUUCGCAGAGGGCCAUCGUCGAGGGGGCUUUUUCUGACGGUCUGCAGCAUUCGGUCAUUAUCAGCCUCAGCAGGAAAGUCCUCUCGGUCCACGUAGACGAGCUGCAGAUGAAGUCCAUACACCUGUCUCCAGGCUCAGUCUCAGGUCUGACCUCCUCCUCUUCCUCGCUCUUCAUCGGUGGACUGCCCUCAGGAGCCGAGUCCCGUCUGCCGGUCCGGAUCCAGAGUCUGUCCCGAUCCUUCAGAGGCUGCAUCCAGAACCUGGCCCUGAACCGAAGGCUGGUGGACCUGUCCUUAGCCCUGAGAUAUGAAGGCGCACACUUGGACAGCUGUCUGCUGGAGGCCCGAGCAGGAGGAGCCGUCCUGAACGGGGAGGAGCUGGAGCCCACCGCUGACCCCGCCCACCUGCCUGUAGCUCCGCCCACAUACCUGAGCGCCCUGACGCCUGGAGCCCUCUCGUGUGCGGUGGAGGAGGAGCCGACCUUCCUCUCCUCCGGAGUCCAGUUUGGAUCGACCAGACACAGUCACAUGACCUUCAGCAUCAACCCCAGCGCCGUGAAGAAGAGUUUGUCCGUGAGGCUCUCCUUCCGGACCUGGGCGCGGGACGGGCUGCUGCUGCUCGCCUCCAGUAAGAACCAGAUGGACUUUGCCGCGCUGCGAUUGGCCGACGGUCACAUGGUGCUGUCGGCCGACCUGGGCAAAGGCUCCGCCUCCGUGACGUCCUCGCGCUUGGUCAACGAUGGAAACUGGCACACGGUGACGGCGGAGGUCAACCGUCGUUCUGUAUCUGUCUCAGUGGGCGGGGCCUCUGACUCCGCCCCCAUUAAAGGCAACCAACUGGAUGUGGAGAGCCGGGUGUUUGUGGGCGGGCUCUCGCACACGUACACGGCCAAGAGGAUCAACGUGAGCCACAGUUUCCCCGGCUGUAUCCGCUCCGUGUCGCUGAACAACGCCGCGCUCGACCUGAACAAACCCGAGACACGGCACCACACCACGGCCUGUUUCAGCAGCGACCAGCAGGGGGCGCACUUCAACGGCUCGGGCCACGCGGAGCUCCUGCGCGGCGGGUACAAGGUCGGCUCUGAUUUGACCGUUUCGCUGGAGUUCAGGACGAGCCAAUCAGACGCUGUGUUACUGGGCAUCAGCAGCGCCAAAGUGGACGCCAUCGGGCUGGAGCUGGUCGGCGGACAGGUGGUAUUUCACGUGAACAACGGCGCAGGCAGAAUCUCCGUGCGCUCCUCGGGGUCCUUCGUGUGUGACGGUCGUUGGCAUUCUGUGACCGCCGCUAAAACCAAGCACCACAUGAGCCUGGCACUGGACGGACGGCAGCAUCGAACCCCCAACCCCCACCCCCAGUCCACCUCCGCAGAGACCAACAACCCGGUCUACGUGGGCGGCUUCCCAGCGGGAGUGAAGCAGAACGCUCUCUCUGUGUCCACGCCGUUCAGAGGCUGCAUGAGGAACCUGAAGCUCUCCAAACACCACCACAGCCACACCCUGGACUUUAGCUCCGCCCACACUCUGAAGGGCGUGCUGCCGAGCUCCUGCCCCGCCUCCAACCGCCAGUCGCAAUGA
Molecule: messenger RNA, 5469 nt
Organism: Knipowitschia caucasica
Lineage: Eukaryota; Metazoa; Chordata; Actinopteri; Gobiiformes; Gobiidae
Source: the annotation of a GenBank genome assembly